Molecule: messenger RNA, 2398 nt
Organism: Austrofundulus limnaeus
Lineage: Eukaryota; Metazoa; Chordata; Actinopteri; Cyprinodontiformes; Rivulidae
Product: zinc finger BED domain-containing protein 4
Exons: 2
Coding region: 683-1762 (359 amino acids)
Source: RefSeq, a predicted model, not a curated record
UAUUUAGUAAAAUAUGUUGGCACACAUCAUGCAUAAUAAAUACAUGUACAUAUAAAAAUGUAAAUGCAUUUAAGAUAUACGUACAUUUGAUYAUUUUGUAUUCACUUGUAGAUUCUUUACAGGAGGUGUAUACUGUAUAUACAGAUAGAAUAAUCAUCUCCUCACCUUGUUUUUUCUUCAUCCAGAUCCCAGAGACCCUAACUCCUAAAGAGAAACCUGGUGGUCCAAAGAACGACAGGGCACAGUUGUCUAUCCCAGCAGCCUUUGCCRCAGGAUCCAAAUAUAAAACAGAUUCUCUGGAACAACAUGCCAAAGAACAGGCGAUUGCUCUUUGGAUUGGACGAACAGGUCUACCUGCUUGCACAGCUGAGGAUGAAGAUUUCAUCCUUAUGAUGGAGRCCUUUGAUAAGAGGCUGACCAUACCCAAAAGAACAAAAAUUAACAACUUGGUUGAUUGAUUUAUGAUGAUGAAAAGCAAAAGUACAGAGAGAGGCUUGCCACAGCACGCAAAAUAACAGUUGGACUGGACAUAUGGACCAAAAAAGGCCUUACAGCAUUAUUUCUGGCAAUUAGUACAUGUUUUUUUUAGCACUGUUGAAAACAAAGCACAGCACAUACUGUUGAGACUUGACCAGCUCCCUCACCCACACACUGCAGAGUGUAUAAAAACUCAUGUUGACAAAUGCACUGCGGACUGGGAAUACCGCAACACAAAAUUUUGACAGUCAUAACUGAUAACGGAAGCAACAUGAUUGCUGCGUUCAAAGCUAAUGAACCGGAUGAACUCAUUAGCUCUGAGGAUGAAUCCAUCAAGAUGAGCGACACUGAAGACUCUGAAGUGAUUGGACAAGACCAGAGGUUUGGAGCCAUAGAUAGGACCCCAUGUGUUGUACACACACUGCAACUCGUGGUGAACAUGAUCCAGAAAGAUGCAAGUAUAAACCGACUACUGGGCCAAGUUAGACUGCUUGUCGAGCUCUUUCUCAAGUCAUCAGUGGCAAUUCAGCGUUUGCUCCAGGUAUGUCAACUAACUGUGGUCAGUGACUGCCCUACUAGAUGGUCCAGCACAUAUCUGAUGGUAUCACGACUUCUCCAAAUGGACUUAGUAGUUCAAGUUGCAGAUGAGAUGAGCUGGGACUAUCUACUGCCAAGUGAGUGGCAGAAGUUGACUGCUCCACGAGAUUUACUUCUCCCCUUGGCUGAGCAUACCCAGAUGCUCCAAAGCGACUCACAGUCUUUAUCCCUUGUGUUGCCUGCCCUUCUGGACUUGCAGGGUCACCUGUCUGAGUUCCCCACUGCUCAGGGUUCUAGCUUCAAGGACCUAGCUUCCCUGGCAAAUACGAUGAAGGCAAACAUGGAGAAACGGUUCGGCUGCUUUCUUGAUCACACUGAUUCUAAGUUUUCACCCCUCAUUGCUGCUGCUUGCUACCUCGACCCAACAGUUGCACCUGAAGCACUCCUUGAAAAUGAUGACGAGCAAAGUGAGGCACUUCUGGGAAAAGCAGAAGAGUACAUAGCUCAGUUGGUGCCACCAGUUUUACAGGAAGAUGAGAAGCCAGGGGAGGAGGGAGAGGAGGAAUCCAAAGAGGGACCACAGAGAAAGCGACCCAGAUUCAAGUUUUUGUUUAGUCGGCCAUCCAGAUAUGGCUUCUCAAAGCCGUGUGUCAUGCAGGAAAUGAAGAAAUUCAAGGAGCAGCUGUCACAGCCUACAAACCAAGAGACUGCCCUUGAUUUUUGGGCUGCACAGGGAGAUUCUGUUUAGCCAAGCCUAAAACCAAUUGCUUUAGAUCUUCUGUCCAUGCCAGCAUCUCAAGCAUUUGCUGAGAGGGUCUUUAGUGUUACAGGUGACCUCAGUCGUGGCCGUCGAAAGAGAGCAAGAGUCAUUUUAGCUGAAUCGAGGUCGUUAAACUUCAUUUGCAUACCCACCUUGUUACCAAGCUGUUACAAUUAUUAGUGCAGGUGAACAUGUGUUAAAAUAAUGUUCUGUUUGGACUUCUUGCAACACUGCACAAGGGGUAGGGUCCUCAUCUGAACAAUGUUGUUAAUCAAUUAUGUUGUUUAUUUAUUUUAUUUACUUUAAAGACCCAACACAAUGUGUACAGUACUGUAUUUACAGUGUUCUGGGGUUGCCUUAUUUAAAUUACAUUUCAAAACUUCUAGUGUCAUGUUUCAUACUUUGAUAAGAGAAUUAAGAGACUUUAUAACUUUGGUUUAGAAUGUUUGCACAAGUUUAAUAGUCURCUAAGUUUAGGACUGCAUGAUGUCCGUUUUUAUUUAUUUUUUGUAUUUAUUUUUAUUUAUGCAUCUUCAUCGUCCUGGCUGACAAGUUUGAGUUGAACAUGUGUGUUAAAAUAAAGCCAAAAAGUGAGAAAGUUUUUGUUUUGGGCAUUUUUAGAGU